Sipha flava (yellow sugarcane aphid) is the source of this 498-nucleotide messenger RNA. Its product is annotated as craniofacial development protein 2-like. The coding region runs from base 1 to 498 and encodes 165 amino acids. The transcript has a single exon. The record is from RefSeq and is a predicted model, not a curated record. Gene Ontology annotation, biological process: chromatin remodeling. Gene Ontology annotation, cellular component: nucleus. Lineage: Eukaryota; Metazoa; Arthropoda; Insecta; Hemiptera; Aphididae.
AUGCCAACAUCAAAAGCAAAUGAUGAAGAAGUGGAAGAAGUGUAUGCAGGCAUUGAAGAGCUAAUGAAACAUACUAAACCACACGAUAACGUAAUCAUCAUGGGAGACUUUAAUGCUAUAGUUGGAGAAAGCGGGGAAGGUAGAGAAGUCGGAGACUUCGGUUUAGGUAAAAGAAAUGCAAGAGGAGAAAGAGUAGUGGAGUUUUGCAGAGAAAAUGGGAUGAUUAUAACAAACACCAGAUUUCAAAACCCUAAGAGAAGAAUAUAUACAUGGAAAAUGCCAGGUGAUAUUGCCCGCUACCAAAUAAAUUACAUACUGAUAAAAAAUCGAUUUAAGAAUCAAAUGAAAUUCUGUAAAACAUGUCCGAGUGCUGAUUGUGACAGUGAUCACAAUAUAGUAAUAGCGAAAUGUGAACUCAGAUAUAAAAAAACGCAAAGAACAAAAGUACAGCAAGACAAUUAUAAUGUUAGAUUACUAAAGAGAGCGGAGGUUGUGUAA